Prorocentrum cordatum is the source of this 353-nucleotide messenger RNA. Lineage: Eukaryota; Dinophyceae; Prorocentrales; Prorocentraceae. The record is from the annotation of a GenBank genome assembly.
AUGGCGGCCGAGAACGGGGGCAACGUGGCGGCGGCGCCAGAGGGUCCAGGCGCCCGAGCUGGAGACGCUGCACCUGGCGCCGCUCCCGCUCGUGCCAGCAUCAGCAAUGUUGCGAUCUGCAAGGGCGAUCUGCACGCGCUCGUCAGCGAGGAGACUCGCGGCUUGCGGGGCGCGCACGGCGAGGGGGGUCACAAGGUUUCCGAGUACGACACGGCUCGCGUGCUCACCGCGUUGGCGUCGGUGGUGGUCAAGCAGCUCAAGGGCCCCAGGGGCUGCGUCAUCGUGCCUGGCGUGUGCAAGCUGCAGGGCAAGAAGGUCGGAGCCACCGCCGAGAAAACCAUCACGGAGCUCAU